This is a messenger RNA of Phyllopteryx taeniolatus (common seadragon), 4335 nucleotides long. RefSeq names its product DNA-damage inducible protein 2 (gene ddi2). The record is from RefSeq and is a predicted model, not a curated record. The transcript has 10 exons. Gene Ontology annotation, molecular function: protein binding; aspartic-type endopeptidase activity. Lineage: Eukaryota; Metazoa; Chordata; Actinopteri; Syngnathiformes; Syngnathidae. Bases 148 to 2532 code for a protein of 794 amino acids. Gene Ontology annotation, biological process: proteolysis.
AUGUCGCAAAAACCAGCUGGGCUAGGAGGUACGGCAUUGCUGGGCGAAUACGAGCAAAAUUCUUGAUGUUUCAGUUUUUGAAUGAUUUACUGUCACAUCAUACGCCUACUACGGUUUGCCAAGCGAUUCUGCUUCCAAAAUUAAGCGAUGCUGGUCACCGUUUUCUGCGCGCCGAGGGAUCGCCCAGAAACCACAUUCGCCCUCGAUGUAUCCCCGGAGCUGGAGCUGAGAGACUUUGUGGCACUUUGUGAACUCGAAUCGGGAAUCCCGGCGGGAGAAAUUCAGAUCUCCUAUGGAGAGCAGCCCCUAAAAGACCCCACGUGUGCCUUGGGGACCUACGGCGUCAAGGAUGGAGACGUGGUGGUCCUCAGGCAAGCCGACAGAGGGCCGCCACCCACUCAGCCAGCCUUCCCAGGUCUGCCCCGUAUCGACUUUCGCUCCAUCACAGUCCCCGGCGCCUCGACUUCGACUGCUCCCCAUAGUACCAUCAGGCCGCCGCAACAACAGGUUGUACCGCCACCACCGCAGCAUCAGCCGCCACCACCCCAGCAGCAGCAGCAGCAGCAGCAGCAGCAGCCCCAGCGCAGCACGCAACCCUCCACGCCGCCGACCUUUCGCGGCUCCUCUUCUCAGGGGCUUGACGACCCCGCCUUACUGCAGCAGAUGCUCCUUUCCAAUCCACAUGAGCUGUCCCUGCUGAAAGAGCGAAACCCGCCGCUCGCCGAGGCCUUGCUGAGCGGAGAUCUAGAGCGUUUCACCAAAGUGCUACUGGAGCAACAGCAGGACCGAGCCAAGCGGGAGCAAGAGCGAAUCCGACUUCUGACUGCGGAUCCUUUCGAUUUGGAAGCGCAGGCAAAGAUCGAGGAGGAUAUCAGGCAGCACAACGUAGAAGAAAAUAUGACCAUUGCAAUGGAGGAGGCCCCAGAAAGCUUUGGGCAGGUGGUUAUGCUCUACAUUAACUGCAAAGUCAACGGGCACCCUGUGAAAGCUUUUGUCGACUCAGGUGCCCAAAUGACCAUCAUGAGCCAAGCCUGUGCGGAGCGCUGCAACAUCAUGCGACUGGUAGAUCGGCGCUGGGCAGGCAUCGCCAAGGGAGUGGGCACGCAGAAGAUAAUCGGCAGGGUUCAUUUGGCUCAGGUCCAGAUUGAAGGGGACUUUCUUCCCUGCUCUUUCUCCAUCUUGGAGGACCAGCCGAUGGACAUGCUGCUCGGCCUGGACAUGCUCAAGAGACACCAGUGUUCAAUCGACCUGAAGAAAAGCGUGCUUCUCAUUGGCACGACGGGCACCGAGACUCGCUUUUUGUCCGAGGCUGAGCUGCCCGAAUGCGCCCGGCUGGCAUACGGGCCCGAGGGGCGUGAGGAAAGCCGCCCCGAAGAGAUAGCAGACAGGGAGCUCGCGGAGGCACUUCAGCGGUCAAUACAGGAAAGCGACACUGCAGACGGACAGACUACCUCACCACAGCCGCCGCCAUUGUCACUACCCACAGCCUCAGACCAAAUGUCCUCAAGCGCCCACCCGCAGAACCUCGAUUCUGAUUGCUCAGAGUCGGCCCAGGACCAACUUGGCUUCCAGGAGCUACUUCUGCCAAUAGCGCAGGAUCAGCUCCAGCCUCCAGAAGAUCAUACAAUAUCUGUAGAAGAAGCCCAGGGACCUGCUCAGUCAGCUGAAGCCCUUCAGUGUCCAGAGGGUUGCGAGGAGGGGACAUCCAAGGUAAAGAACAGCCCCACGCUCCCCUAUCCAGAGCUUGCAGACAGUCAGCCCAUGGAGCAUGAGGCGACGAGGUCCCAAACGACGAAUCCCGGCCAGUUGGACUCUGUCGAAAUGAACUCCUCUGACAGGGAUCAGCCCGAGGGCUCUGACAGCAUCCCAUCUCUGGCUGCCGCUCUCUUGGAACUCCAUGAACUGCUGCUUUCCAACAACUGCGGUGGCCCCCGCCCCACUACGCAUCCCCAGGAGGCGGAUGCGACCCGAGUCAGUGCAGAACAAAGCGAUGCCAAAGCCGAACCAGCUACUGCUUGCGACAUGCCCUCAGAGAGAGAAGGAGCAGACUCUUCGGAUGGGCCUCUGGAGCCUCCAGCUGAAGCCAGAGACUCCAGUAUUUAUCAUCCCGAGUCGGCGAGUUCUCCAGAGCCUCCGGCUGAAGCCAGAGACUACAGCAUUUAUCACCCUGAGUCGGCGAGUCCUCCGCACCCUCCAGCUGAAGCCAGAGACUCUAACAUUUAUAAUCCUGAGCCGGCGAGUUCUCCUGAUCCUGAAGGGGACUGCAGGGAACCCCCCGAAAGGCAGCAGGGGAGCGAGGAUGCGCACCGACGAGCCCCGGAUGCAAACACCCCGGACGGUCUUGUCACCGGCACCUCCGCUAUACCUCCUCCCGUCCCCGUUACGGAACAAUUUCCGGCCGAACACAUCCAGAGAAUCCAGGCUGCAGGUUUUUCUGCCCGCGAUGCUGCAGAGGCUCUCGAGCAGGCGCACGGGGUCGUGGAGCUGGCUCUGCUGGCGCUCCUGGCCCGCAGCAUCACCGUGCCCACCUAAGACUCCGAGCCUGCCCCCACCGCCGUCUCGUCUCCCUUUACGCUUUUGGUUUUUGAUCCAGAUGUCUCGUGCCCCUCUUUGUAGGGAGCGUGUCUUAACAGGGAUAUGCUGUCACACAGUACUGAUUAAUAAUAUCCUUUUUCUUGACAUAGCGGAUAUUAUAGCUAUAUAGAGAAUUCGGGCGAGCACCCAUCUCAAUGGUAUUAACGUGUUUUCUACUAUAGCUUUAUUUUAUUGUUUUUCUUUGUCAUCCAACAUUGACAGAUGUCAUUUAUUGUGGAACCAUUCAAUAUAUCAUUUGCCAUUUAUCCUUAAGUGGGGUACACACAUACCCAUAUUUUAACAUUUUAACUGAUUUUUUUAUGAGAGAUCCCACACAACAAGCUUAAAAAAAGUGUGUUCUUACUGCUUGAAUAGUGUGUCGUGUACUCCAGAUACCCAACACACCACACACACACACACACCGACACCAAUAUCGCCACUAAUGAUCGUGAGUCUUUUCCACCAAACCAGGUAUCUGUCUUAGUACCAAGACUGAUCUGUGAGAGGCAGCAUGGUACCACAGGACAUCCCAACUGCUGGAAAAUACAAAGACGAAAGCGUAGUGGUCGAAGAAGAAAUAGAAGCACCUUCCUGAUUGGCUAUCAUUCCAUUUCACAUCAAAAUCACACAGUCUGCAAAUCAGCGCAAGUCAGUGUUGAACACAUUCACAAGCAUUUGCGGUCAUAAAGAUUGAACAGGUUUAACAUUUACGAUUGUCCGUUGAGAGUUUUCCGAGCAGACAGGAGGAAAAAUCACUUAACACAUCCCACACCGCGAGAUAAUCUUUCAGAGACAUCCCAGAAUGUAGCCUUUGGUGACUUUGAUCGCAAGGGAGGGAGAAUGCUCAAGUUUGGCCUGAUUAUUGGUAUGUUUGUGCCCCUCUUUCCGACCUCAACUGUUUUGCAAGGUGAUCGGGGGGACCACUUACCCCACACCACUGGAUGAUCGGUAAGGCUGAUCUUUUACAGCUGUAUGAUAAUCGGCCCUUUACUGAAUUUGAUCGGAAGGGAGAGAAAUUGAUCAUGUUUGGCCUGAUUAUUGGUAGGCAGACACUGUGAUUGUCAGCCCUGACUGUUUUCAAGAAAAUUGAGGAAAAAACACUCUUAAUACACCAUAGCAAUCGGUCUGAUUUUGACUGGAAAAUGGGAAAAAUGCUCAGAUUCUGACCGAUCAUCCAUGUUUUUAACCUGUUUUCUACAAUAGAUUAACCUAAUGUUGGCACAUACUGUAAAUCAUUUAUUGUUCAAAGAAAACAUAAUUUGCCCUCUGUUGUUUACAUCUAUCCAUCCAUUUUCCUAACAGCUUAUCCUCACUAGGGUCGCGGGUGUGCUGGAGCCCAUCACAGCUAUCUUCGGGCGAGAGGCGGGGUACACCCUGAACUGGUCACCAACCAAUGUAUUUUUAGCAAAAGUUAUUGUUGGAAGAGUAUCAGUAAGUGAUCUCUAAAAGUUGCCACAAUGCAACAAAUUGAACAAGUCUACAACUGUCCCUAAAAUAAGAGUGAGAAAACAUAUAUUGGACACAAAAUCAAAUUUAAGGGCUUUUUUUGUGGGGGGGGGGGGGGGGGGGUUGCCAUUUGAUAUGUCAAAUCAAGACGGGUGCGCACAACUUUAUUUUCUUUUCAUUUUGUCUGUGAGAAUAUGGCUUCAAAUGUACCCGCCAUCUUGUAUCACGGCCUUCUCCGGGUCAUCUGUCAGAUUUAUUUACGUUUAUCUCAUACGAGAUUUUAAAUGGCAAAAUAAAACCGGAUUAGUAUUUGUA